AUGGCGACGUUCGUGGAGAUUCGCGACGGCGUACGCCUGGAGACGCGUCGCUACGGCGACCCAACCAGCUCUCGCGCGCUCGUCGUGUGGGGCCACGGCCUUUGCAACUCCAUGGCUGGCGAGGAUGAGGACAUGCUGUGGAACUUUUGGCAUGACGACGACGGGGCGGUCGCGAUGGACGCGCACGUCGUUCGAUACUCGGCGCGCGGGCACGGCGAAUCUUCUCCGUCCACCGCGCCCGAGGACUGCGCGUGGGACACCCUGGGCGGAGACAUGCUCUCGCUGGCGAGGGCGUGCAGACGCGACGCGUCGCAGAGGCUCGUGCUGGGCGGGGCCUCGAUGGGGGCCGCGUCGGCGAUUCACGCGGCGGUUCGCGUCGCGCGGGAGCGCGAACGCGACGGUUCGAACCCCGAGACGAUCGCCGGGCUCGUGCUGGUCAUCGUCCCGACGUUCCACGAGACGCGGCGGCGGCGACGGUCGCAGAUCCUCGCCGCGGCGGAGCGCGGGUUCGGCGCCUUUCUCAAAUCCAAAAAGCCCAGGCCCAUCUUCGUGGGCACCGAUCGCGAGGACGAACCGCCGAGGCUCGUCGGCGUCAGGGAGGACUCGUUCGGGGACGUGAUGGCGGCGAGCGCGGACUCGGACCUGCCGCCGCCGGACGUCAUCGCGAACGCGCUGAGAGACGUACCGAUCCUCGCGCUGUGUUGGGAUUGCGGCGACAAGACGCAUCCGCUGUCGAGCGCCAUCGCCAUCGAGACGCAGCUGGCGCCCCACGCCGACGUCCGCGUCGCCAAGACGCUUGAGGAGACCGGGGGUUGGAGCGAGGCGGUGCGCGCGUUCGUGUGUGGGCUCGGCGCGGGUGAGUGA
This is a messenger RNA of Micromonas commoda, 864 nucleotides long. RefSeq lists its product with no specific name. The coding region runs from base 1 to 864 and encodes 287 amino acids. The record is from RefSeq and is a predicted model, not a curated record. NCBI's taxonomy places the organism in Eukaryota, Viridiplantae, Chlorophyta, Mamiellophyceae, Mamiellales, Mamiellaceae. The transcript has a single exon.